AUGUUCAAGUUGGAGAAUCAGUUGCCACUCCGGAUUUUAGAAGAUAUCAGGCUGCAACUGGGGAGGGACGGGGAAGCUAGCUCGUUUGAGUCUGCAUUCAAAAACUUAUCUCCUGUUGAGGUAAGGGGGGAAGUUGGCAGACCGACCUACAAGAACAGAAUUGAUAUCCUCCAGAUGCUUGGUGAAUAUAUGGUCGACAAUACAGAAGAACCAUCUACUUCUUCUACAGACCAUACAGAGGAAAAUCAUCAAGGUGAAGCUGACGAUAAAGCACUCCUGGGUGCAUUGCGAGAUGGUCAGAGAAACAAAAAGAAGCUAUUCAAAUAUAUAAUUAAUAUGCUAAAGUUCGUAUUUUCCGUAAUUUUUGUUCUUCUCAUUUCCCGAAUUGUAAUCAUUUGGUUUGUAUGGUUACUCAUCUGGUUAAUGACGGAAUCCUAUCUAACAUACUUGCGGGGUAGAAGAGAGGAGGAUGGCCGUCACUUUCCAACUAUAGAAGAGUUGCAUAGGAUAGGAGUGAAAUUCAAGGCAUUGAAGGGCAAAGGAAUAAGCCACAUACAUUUCAAUGAGAGCAAGUCAGUACUACACCUGCCUAAGUUCACCGUAGACGACAGGUCGGAGGUGAUACUGAGAAACCUUUUGGUGAUGGAGACGCAAUGGGAGGAUAAAGAGAAAAUAAUAACGAGGUAUGCGGUGUUCAAGAAGGACCUUAUUAACACCAGUGAGGAGGUGGCUCGGUUGAAGCGACGAGGCAUCAUCGCCAAUAAGCUUGGAACCGACGAAGAUGUGACUCGGCUCUGGAAAACUGUCACUGAUCCGGCAACCGACAUACCAUGUUAUGAAAAGAUUGACACGGUUUCAGAAUCUAUAAAUUCUUACCGAAGAAAAUGGUGGAGGGUUCUGUGGGCUAAAUUUUGGAGCGCCCACUGUUCUAAGCCAUGGUUAGUCGCUUCUCUUCUCGGAGGAAUCUCCCUUCUGUCACUUACGGUAGUACAGGUCGUUUGCUUAUUUAACAACUGUUCAAAUUCGGGCGAGUAG
Molecule: messenger RNA, 1035 nt
Organism: Cryptomeria japonica (Japanese cedar)
Lineage: Eukaryota; Viridiplantae; Streptophyta; Pinopsida; Cupressales; Cupressaceae
Product: putative UPF0481 protein At3g02645
Exons: 1
Coding region: 1-1035 (344 amino acids)
Source: RefSeq, a predicted model, not a curated record